GUCGGGGAGGCUGCUUUGCACACCAGGGCCGACCCAGCUGUGUGUGUGUCUGUCCUCCUUGUGCACGGAAGGCCACACUCCAGCCAGCUCUACCAGCAUGUGCCAGAGACACACUGGCCCAUUGUGUACUCCCCGCGCUACAACAUCACCUUCAUGGGCCUGGAGAAGCUGCACCCUUUCGAUGCCGGGAAAUGGGGCAAGGUGAUCAAUUUCCUAAAAGAGGAAAACCUGCUGUCAGACGGCAUGCUGGUGGAGGCCCGGGAGGCCUCGGAGGAGGACCUGCUGGUGGUGCACACGAGGCGCUACCUCAACGAGCUCAAGGUUAAAAAAGAAGUGCCCUUUGGCCAGGCACGAUGGCACACACCUGUCAUCCCAGCAACUUGGGAGGCUGAGGCAGGAGGAACGCAAGUUGGAGAACAGCCUCACCUUAGGAGCAGAGCCAGGGGUGGGGACCCGGCUGCAGGCGGUGCCAGGAGCAUUCUGUGGUCCUUCGCGGUCGCCACCAUCACAGAGAUCCCCCCUGUCAUCUUCCUCCCCAACUUCCUUGUGCAGAGGAAGGUGCUGCGGCCCCUUCGGAUCCAGACAGGAGGAACCAUCAUGGCGGGAAAGCUGGCGGUGGAGCGAGGCUGGGCCAUCAACGUAGGGGGCGGCUUCCACCACUGCUCUAGCGACCGGGGCGGGGGUUUCUGUGCCUACGCGGACAUCACACUGGCCAUCAAGUUCCUCUUUGAGCGAGUGGACGGCGUCUCCAAGGCCACCAUCAUCGACCUCGAUGCCCAUCAGGGCAACGGGCACGAGCGGGACUUCAUGGACGACAAGCGUGUGUAUAUCAUGGACGUCUACAACCGCCACAUCUACCCCGGGGACCGCUUUGCCAAGCAGGCCAUCAGGCGCAAGGUGGAGCUGGACUGGGGCACGGAGGACGAGGAGUACCUGCACAAGGUGGAGAGGAACAUGGAGAAGGCCCUGCAGGAGCACAGCCCGGACGUGGUGAUCUACAACGCUGCUGACAUCAGCCUGGCCGGGCGCUGUGUCCCGGAGGACCUACAGUGGUAG
Molecule: messenger RNA, 1056 nt
Organism: Ictidomys tridecemlineatus (thirteen-lined ground squirrel)
Lineage: Eukaryota; Metazoa; Chordata; Mammalia; Rodentia; Sciuridae
Source: RefSeq, a predicted model, not a curated record